CAAAAUAAAGCUUCGCAUUUUUUAUUAAUGCAACGAAAAAGUAAUUGUUAAAAAUCUUGUAAUAGAAAAUUUUACAUAAAGUGAAUAAAACAGUUCUUCAAAGGAUACUUUUGCCCUGCAUUAAGGAUAACUAAAUUUCUCAUUUGGAUUACAACAAAAUGAACUUGAAAACCUUAACCUGCCUUGUAUUGCUCCCGCUCACCACUCUAUUGCACAUUGCCGCGUGCGCAGAGGAUGAAAGCUCCACAGAGACCAAUGAAAUAAUUCCACGAGAAGCAAUUGGAAAAUUAGACUACUCCGUAAGACAAGCUCUGUUACGUGCCAUAGAUAAGUUGGAGCGAGAAGCGGCCAAUGACGACUACGACGAAGAAGAUGCUGAAGAUCAGAAUCCCACUGUCGAGGAAUCGCCAACGGUACAAGAUACCAACGAGCUCGCCUCGAAUAACAGCAGCACUGUUUCUACCACCACUUCCAAGGAUGAAAUACUCGAGGAGAGUACCAACAAGGCCGACGUGCAUCCAACUGUACAAUUUUACACCGCCAUUUUCGAUGAGAAACACGCACACGAACAAUCACUGGCCUCGUUCAUCGAUCGGUCGCACUUCUGGAAGAAGGCAAACAAAGCAAAAGCUAACUCAGACACAGCGGCGAUUGACAAUGCUGACACCGUAGCGCACGCUUCCAGCACAUUCGAGAGUAGUCGACAGAGUACGCGCAGUGUCAGCAACGGACACAGUUCAAAUAACGCUGUGCGUUUGAAUGAAAUUUCCGGAGAGAAUUCGGAUGAAGUGAAGUUUGAGAUACGUAAGACGCACGGACUUGCAACGCCGUCAACAUCAUCCACGACUACAACGACGACGACCACAACAACAGCACGUCCUCGCACAACACGCCGUCCACGGCCUACCACCACCACUACAACAACAACAACCACGCCCCGUCCCACGCACAAUGAGGACGGUGAAAAUAUCGAAGUGGUGGAGAAAGAUGACAUACGCAUACAGGAAGCGCCGCUAGUGACCGCAUUCACCGUCGAUCUGGAUGAACGCGGCGCAGCCAAGAAUGUUAUACCCAUUGUGGAUCAACCGAAGAUACAGCGACCACUCAAUGUCCCUCAGUCAUUCCCUGCUGGACCCACUAUAUCGAAGCUAAAUGUUCUGCCCACAAAUCCGCUGUCUGCUGUGCCACAGAGUGAGGCAGUGUACAGUAAUGUUGGACUUGUGGCACCCACUCAAGCAACCAACAUUCUAGCGGCUUCAACAACACCGUUUACUAAUAUUCUGCCAGUGAACAAUUUUAAUACGCAGCCAACUUCCCAAACCGCUGUCGGCGCCAACGGCAAUCCGAGCCAAGAAGGUGUAAGCAAUUACCUAAUCGAACGACAACGACAACUCGAACAACAAAUCUAUCAGCUAAAACUACAAGCACAACAACAACAAGACCUAAUAUUGCGUCAAUUAAAAUUGCUGGAGGAGCAAACGAAAUUGAAUGGCGCGCCGAACCCCACCGUGCAAUCAUUGCCGGCGACGACUACACAGACCUUUACACAACCUAUACAGCAACAACAACAACACCAAGUACAACCGCAUUCGCAAUUAGCUGUACAGCCAACACAAUCUGUGCCACUCUCGCCACCCGCGGUGCAACAACAACAAUCGCAAGUGGUCAGCUUCACCAUACGCCCGUCCGUGGAAUUCGUGCCGAACACGGUCGCCCAAAGUAGUCCAUCAUUUUUCAACACUUUCCCCGUCGAUCAGCAAUUACCGUUACGCGAGCGUGUUAAUAACUUUGCGCACGGCGAGCAGCGCAACAAUUACACGCCGAAUAUUUUGCCAGUGACACAACAACAAUUGCCCAUAAAUGACCCGGUGCAAAAAGUUUUUCAAAAUUUGCAAAACCUGCAGAGCCAAAAUGGCAAUCCGACGCAGCCGCAAGCGACAAAUGCUGCCACCUCGGUGCAAAUACAGGCGUCCAAUCAAUUUAAAUUCGCACCCACCUUUCCGACCGUGGAGACACCGUUAGAGGUGUCACUGUUCCAGGCGUUGCCCCAACACAAUCCCCAGCGCUUCCAUCAGCCACAGCAGCAGCAGCAACAACAAGCGCCGCUAGUGCCAGGCUUUUUGAGUCAAGCGCUUUUGGAACAGCAACAACAACAACAGCAGCAGCAACAGCAACAUCGCUCACGCUUAUUCCGCCAGGAGGCAGGCACGUCCAAUUUCGGCCAAAAGCCGUCAAUCACACAAUUUUCAUCGGUCCAAUCUGUCAUACCCGCGUCAAUACUGAGCCAACAACAGCAGCAGCAGCAACAACAACAGCAACAGCAAACGCUAGAUAAUCAAAAUUUCUAUCGGCAACAUUUGGAUCCGCAAAUUAGCAAUCAACUGCAGCAAAAUGCACAAUUUUACCAACAACAGCAACAACAGCAGCAACUGCAACAACCACCAGGUAAAAUCGCAAGCACAGUGAGUAGUAGCACUAACACCAUCCUUAGCACCAUUAGUAGUAGUCUUAGUAAUAACAUUAUCCAUAGUAGUCGCCUUAGCAGCUUAAAUAACAGUAACAGAGGCUCCGCGCAUUCUAGUUUUAGCACCUUAAGUAAUUCGCCGAGUAGUCUUAGCGGCAAUAAGCCGCCGCACAUUUCUUCUGCACGUAGCUUAAGUAGUAAAGAUAAAUUUCACUAUACAAAUUUUGAAGAACUAAAAUUAAUCGGUAAUGUUUUAGCACUAAACCGUGGCAUUAACAACUUUGCACCGCCAACUUCACAAAACCUACCCUUCGCUGGACGCUUCUAAGUGUGGCACGUACCCGUAGCCGUAGCCGUACGAAUGUACGAUCCACAAACACCAUCUAGCUAGCAAUGCACCGCGCUUUUAACUUGCCACACCAGUCAACCACAUGAUGAUGUCCUUCUGAUGUAAUGGAGUCCUGCGCAGCCAUCAUGUCACCUAGACAACGUAAUAACAACUCAAUGGCUUCAAUAGGAAAGUAAAAUGCACAUGUCCAAUAGCAGCAAACUUUCAGCACAACUAACAAAAUGUAAUUAACAAGCAAAAUGCACUGCAAUGAACUUGUGAAACACUUGUAAAUAAUUCGGUAUAUCUAUGUACGUAGUAAAAAAUACUUUAUUAAGUCAAGGAUUUUUUAUUGAAAACGAGAAUAUCGAGGAAUAUCAAAAUAUAAAAUACAAUAUCAUUAUUUGAUUUGGUUUAGUUGAGCAUGACGCUUCCAGACCUUAUAUAUUUGGUUUGAAUGUGAAUGAAUUUAAUUCUAAUAUACAUAUGUUAUUAGUUGAGUAGUUGAGUACCAUGUUCAAAAUCCUAAGCCUAAUCUAUAAAUCUAUGAAAAAAGUGAAACAUGUUGUAUUUACCGUCUUAGAACUAGUGAACAACUCAACUAAAUCUAGUACAUACAUACAUACAGGUCCGACUUAUCGAAGGCAACAUUUCAGCAACAGCAACUUAAGAAACAUAUUUUUAAAGAUAGAUUCUAAGCCAUCCCGAUUAAAUAUAAUUUGAAAGUCAUCCCUUAAUAUGUUGGUCAAAAUCUAUGAACUAUUUGUGCACAGAUAAGAAUGUUACUACACAAUGUGACAAAAAAGUAUCUGGAAAUUGUAAAUAAAAUGCUAAAUAUUUUAUUAUUCAUCAAUAUUUCUUUUGUCGCCAUCAGAUUUAUUACUCUUAUGCUAACGAUUUUUCUUCCAAACACUUUUCAUAAGCAUUUUUUGGUAUGGCCUUGAGCUCCUUUAGCCAAUUUUGUUUUAUCUCUUCGAUCGACUGAAAACAGGUUCCAAGGAGCAGCAAUUUCAGUUUGGGGAACUAGAAAAAAACACACUAAGCUAAAUCUCAUUGCGUUUUUGGACUUAAAUUCCUGUAAAAUCAAUGAAUUGUUCUUCCACUAUACCGACCGGUUUCGACAGAUGUUCUAAGGCAAACGCCUAAAUAUGGCCAAACAGAACUACUUAUUGACCGUCUGUCUCUCAGGAACAAAUUCACGAUGCACCAAAUCACCAAUAUCAAAAAAAAAUCAACGAAAAAUCACCUUGAUUUUUGAGCGGAUUUAGCGUUGUAUUUUUUUUUAUUUCGGCUCGUUUUUUUUUCUCCGUUCCGAUGAUU
Molecule: messenger RNA, 4112 nt
Organism: Bactrocera neohumeralis
Lineage: Eukaryota; Metazoa; Arthropoda; Insecta; Diptera; Tephritidae
Exons: 3
Coding region: 159-2792 (877 amino acids)
Source: RefSeq, a predicted model, not a curated record